Loa loa (African eye worm) is the source of this 1032-nucleotide messenger RNA. RefSeq lists its product as hypothetical. The transcript has 4 exons. Gene Ontology annotation, molecular function: protein heterodimerization activity; DNA binding; TBP-class protein binding. Lineage: Eukaryota; Metazoa; Nematoda; Chromadorea; Rhabditida; Onchocercidae. Gene Ontology annotation, cellular component: SAGA complex; transcription factor TFIID complex; SLIK (SAGA-like) complex. The coding region runs from base 360 to 890 and encodes 176 amino acids. The record is from RefSeq and is a predicted model, not a curated record. Gene Ontology annotation, biological process: DNA-templated transcription initiation; RNA polymerase II preinitiation complex assembly.
UUUUAGAGAUAAAAGUCGUUUCAUCGACCAGAAAAUGUCGUCUAAUGAAGAAACGCUGACAUCUGCAACGACGUCAAUAGCUCCUACAGCCACAGUGGUAUCGGCUUUACCUAUCACCGUGCAAGCUGCUUCUCAUAAUUCGCCUGCUUUUGUUAAUUUGUCUGUUGGCGAGCUACUUCAGAAGCAGCAUCGCAUUGCAGUCGUAACAGUGGUAAGAUUUUAGAAGUUCCGAUUUUCAGUGCUCGAAGUUUUGAUAUUUGGCUCAAUCCAUUGUGAAAGAUCUACAAAAAAUUUAGCCGGCAUCAAGAACUGUGACAUCAUCAGCAGUGGGAGUAGGAAAUCGAUUUCCAAUAAAGCCGAUGACGCGCCAAUCUCUUACAGACAGUAUUACGUCACGCUCAUCAAAUUGCCCGCUAGACGCUAAUAAAUUAAAAGAAGCUACAGCAGAAACUUCGCAGCUUAAUGCUGUACGGAAGCUAAAUAUCGUUGAUGCAAUCAAGGCAGAGGGUACCUCCGAACAGUCUCAUAUGGUAGCAACAUCAGGGUCGGCAUCGAUUCUUGGAUCUGUGCAAUUGGAUGAUCUCAUACGGCAAAUUGAUCCUACCUCAAUUCUUGAUGAUCCUGUAAAAACUAUGCUCACUGAAUUUGUCGACAACUUCGUUGAUCAGGUUAUUGAACGAUCAUGUAAGCUUGCUCGUCAUCGUGGUUCGGAUACACUGGAAGCUAUAGAUGUUGAUUUUAUUCUACGACGGUACUAUAACUAUCCUACCCUUCUGAAACGUGAACCUCAAGCAAAAUCAGACAGCACGGAGAGUGCUCAAAAAAAUGCCGAAAUGGCAGCACACAAUCAACGAAUGGCAUUAAUUAAGAAAACUCUCAAAAAACCUUAAAUAUUGUCAAUGUUCAUCUUGUUUUUGUUACGAUAUAUUUUUUCUUACUGUUUCAACUUUAAUUUCAUUUUUAAAUAUUGAGACACAAACUUGAUCAUUUUCUAAACACAUCUAUGACUGUUCUUGCUUUUUUAAGUUUUUC